GUCUUGCCCCCCUCCAUCGCCCUACGUGGUUAAGGUUUAAAACGUGUUUUGUACUAGUUCUGUAUAACAGACAGAAUAGUCAAUGAGCUAUUAUUUACCGGUAGAUCGACGCAACCCAUCGUCAGAAAUCUCUGCCCAUGGUAAAUUUAUGCAUACGAGGAAAGAAGCCUUUCACUGCGUGAUCCCUGGACAUCUUCUCAAGGUUUGCCCGUGGUUACCGUUACAUACUCCCUUACUCCCCCCAAUUCCUCUUGAGGUUCUUCAGGUUCGCUGGUACAAUGUAAUGUCGUCUCUCGAAAAAACGUCUUAUUGGCUUAAGCCAAUUAAAGUAACAGCUCAUCUGAGUUGGAAUCCACUCUCUUUUGGACUAUAUUCACCAACUUUACCUCCUUACGAUGACAAAAGGAAUCCUUAUAACACCGAACAGAAUGCUCGAGCACCCAGGGAUAUACACCAGCGACAACAAUCGUCAAUAAUUUUAAAUGAAGAAGAUAAGGAGUUUAUUGUAUGGUGGGAUGAGCCGGCAGACCAAGACCCGGAAAACCCUAUGAACUGGCCGGCAAGGAAAAAAUGGCUGAAUAUUGGUGUACUUGCAUUUAUUGGCUUCAUCAUGUAAGGAAAGGUCAAUAUUUACUGAUGAAGAAUACUAAUCAGUUCUCUUACAAUAGCCCUCUAGUAUCCUCGUUGAUUGCACCGGGCGUUGAGCUCGUAAUGAAAGAGUUCCACACCACCUCAGAAACGUUCUCCACCUUCGUCGUAUCGAUCUUUGUACUCGGGUUCGCUGUUGGGCCGUUACUGUUCGCACCACUGAGCGAGAUUUAUGGCCGCGUCAUACUUUAUAAUGUAUCAAACGUCUUGUUCCUGGGCUUCACUGUCAUGUGUGCUCUCUCGGAGAACCAAGCGAUGCUUCUGACCGCCCGUUUCUUUUCGGGUUUCACAGGUGUGGCUACGCUCACGAUUGGUUCAGGAACUAUUGCAGAUAUGAUGCCGAGAGAGACCAGAGGAAAGGCUGUGUCGAUUUGGUCGGUGGGCACUAUUCUUGGUCCAGCAGUUGGCCCUAUAAUUGGUGGUUUUGUAGCCCAGGCAUAUGGGUGGAGAUGGAUAUUCUGGGUCCUUUCAAUUGCAGUAAGUUGAAGGUGGAAGAUUUUCUGACUUAGAAUACGUUAUACUAAUCUUCGCUAGCUUGGAGUUGUCACAGUUGUUGCCUUCCUUACUUUGACUGAGACUUACGCUCCUGUCCUACUCGAAAGAAAAGCAGAAAGUAUCAGAUUUGAGACGGGAGACUCGAGGUACAAAUCGAAGCUGGAAAGCGAUCUCAGACGCCGGGAGCUUCUGAGAACCAGCUUUCUCCGCCCUGUGAAACUAUUGGUUUUCUACCCGAUUGUCACGGUCAUGUGCCUGUACUACGCUACGCUUUACGGCAUUCUGUAUCUCCUCUUCUCGACAUACUCUUUUCUCUAUUCGGACGUGUAUGGUUUCACAACGUCGGCUGAUGGGCUUGUGUUCAUUGCUGGUGGCCUCGGAACCCUACUAGGACUAGCAUAUGUCGGACGACUCAGCGAUAGGGACGUCAAGAAGCGGGUAGAGGCUGGAAGUCCGAAUACACCAGAAGAUCGGCUGUCUCCCAUAAUUACUAUUCCUGGUGCUCUUUCGUUUCCACUUGGAUUAUUUCUAUAUGGGUGGAGUGCUGAGAAGCAUAUCCACUGGAUUAUUCCACAAAUCGGAACGGCUAUCACUGGAUUUGGCUCGAUCGUCAUAUUCAUAACCAUCCAGACUUAUCUCAUCGACGCUUUUGAGAAAUACGCCGCGAGUGUAUUUGGUGCCAAUGCGAUAAUAAGAGGAACUGCGGGGGCCUUUAUCCCCUUAGUUGGUCCUGGUAUGUAUCAUCGACUUGGCUAUGGUUGGGGGAACAGCGUACUGGCUUUUGUUUCCCUGUUUUUUGCUGUAGUGCCGUUGAUAUUGCGUCGAUAUGGUGCUCAUAUUCGAAAAUUGAAUCCCACGUGGGUUAGAUUGUGAGAAGUUAAUGUAUAGUAGUUUAAAAGCAAAAUAGAAAGCCGGGCAAAAGGCCUGUAAGUAGCCCGCAUAUUGAACCGAUUUACUCAGCCACAUUAAAAUA
Molecule: messenger RNA, 2116 nt
Organism: Hymenoscyphus albidus
Lineage: Eukaryota; Fungi; Ascomycota; Leotiomycetes; Helotiales; Helotiaceae
Source: the annotation of a GenBank genome assembly